GAGCUCCCAGAAAAUAAAGCACACUUUCAUUUUCGUUUUUUCUGCUGAGUAACUGUGAGUUUUUUCCGUGUUCUGCACGGCAUCGAGUUACACAGUUAAAGGGGUUUAUUCUUCUUUUCUGUCAUCGUUUUGUCGAAGCUGAGUAUUUUAUAACUUUAAUAAAAUAACUUUCUGAAUCAACAUGGCUUCUCUUGAUAUUCGCCUCGAAUCGAAAAAACAGGUGGAUGACUUCUGUCAAAAGCUCUCAAAGGAGGCGGAAGAACUGGUUUCCAAAUUUUUCCCUCAAAAGAUUGAACAGCUGCAGAUGCUGCUGAAGACAUCUUUCAGUUGUGAUGACCUGGCAUCUUUGAAGGCUCCACUGGACAUCCCGAUUCCAGAUCCAGCAAAGGAGGAGGCAAAACGCAAGAAGAAGGAGGAGAAGGAGGCUAAGGAGGGUAAGAAAGACAAGGACAGCGAUAAAGAGGAAGAGGAUUCAGGGCCUCCUUGUGGUCCCAUCUGUAGCAACGAGCGAGUGGAGAGCCUCCUUCGAGAGGUCAAACCUGAGAUCCAGACGCUGAAGGAGAAGCUCAACACGGUGUCGAUGUGGGUACAACUCCAGAUUCCUAAAAUUGAAGAUGGGAACAAUUUUGGAGUGGCUGUACAGGAGAAAGUGUUUGAGCUGCUGACGAACACUCGCACCAAGAUCGAGGCUUUCCAGACUCAGCUAUCAAAGUAUUACAGUGAGAGAGGUGAUGCUGUGGCCAAGGCCUCCAAACAACCUCACGUGGGAGACUACAGACAGCUGGUUCAUGAGCUGGACCUGCAUCAGUACUGCGAGCUCCGCCUUGUGGUCCUGGACAUCCGCAACACAUAUGCUGUGCUGUUCGACAUCAUUAACAAGAACUACGACAAGAUUAAGAAGCCCAGAGGAGACGGGAAAGCUCUCAUCUACUGAGACCAGAGCUGGGUUUUUCUUUAAGAAGCUACAGCUAGCGUAGUAUGACACUGAUCAUGUAACGAUACACCUGCUCCGACAAAAAAAUAACAUUUUCUUACUUUGCAUGCAUUUUGGUUCAGAUUACUAAAUAAAGCAUCAUGAUUCCUUGAAGUCUA
Messenger RNA from Melanotaenia boesemani (Boeseman's rainbowfish), 1092 nucleotides. RefSeq names its product proteasome activator subunit 1 (gene psme1). Lineage: Eukaryota; Metazoa; Chordata; Actinopteri; Atheriniformes; Melanotaeniidae. The transcript has 11 exons. Gene Ontology annotation, cellular component: proteasome activator complex; nucleoplasm; cytoplasm. The record is from RefSeq and is a predicted model, not a curated record. The coding region runs from base 182 to 934 and encodes 250 amino acids. Gene Ontology annotation, biological process: regulation of proteasomal protein catabolic process; positive regulation of endopeptidase activity; regulation of G1/S transition of mitotic cell cycle. Gene Ontology annotation, molecular function: endopeptidase activator activity.